GGCCCUCCCUUUUCUCUCCUUGAAGCACUGAGGACUGUCUCUGUGAAGCGGAAAGCAGAAAGCCGGGCUGCUAAGGACACUCUUCCUUGGGAAGGACUGUCUUUGAACAAAUGCAUUCUGGUUGCAUCCUUCCUGGCUCUCCUCAGUGUGAGCUGUCAGGUGGUUCAAGAGGUCAUAGAAUAUGGUGGGACUGUCCUUGAGGCAGAGCUGAGUGCCUGGACCACACAAGAAGACAGCGCUGGGGAACAGGAGGAGCUGUGGUUUUACGAACGAUGGUUUGAUUGGUCGGACAUGGAUGAACCUCCUGAAGUAGAGGAGGAGGAACUCUUGGAAGUAGAGGAGGAGGAACUCUUGGAAGUAGAGGAGGAGGAACUCUUGGAAGUAGAGGAGGAACUCUUGGAAGUAGAGGAGGAAGAGGAGGCACCUUCAGAAGAGGAUGGGGGAGAAAAGACAGAACUAGUAGAAACAGAAGAGAAAGAGGCAGAGGUAGCAGAUGAGGAGGCAGAAAUAGAGGAGGAACCAGUAACAAAGGUGAGCCCCAGAAAAAGCCAGGAGAAAGUGAGGCGAGAGACACCUUCUAAGAAUAAAGGCCGGAAAGGUCGCAAGGCUGAGGAGGAGGAGGAAGAAGGGAAGAAGCACCUACAGGACAGGAGACAUCGGCGGGAAGGGAAGGGGAAGGAGAAGCAGCAGGAGGACAGGAAGACCCAUCGCCACAAACAUGAUGAAGCAGCCCAUCCCUCGAAGGCGCAUAAGCAAGACCAUCACUCACCGGAAGAAAAAAAGGGGCACUCCAAGGGUGAGCGCGGCAAAGGGAGGGGCCACCUCAAGCACGAGAGGGACCAGAAGGACAGGAAGCCCUGGCAGAUGCAGAAGCCUUUCUUCUCCCCACCCAAGGACAGUGCCCAGACAUUUGGGCGGCACAAGUUCCAGGAGUGGAAAAGGCACGACUGAGAUCCAAGGAUUGCAGCCUUGAUCUCACCGUGGCAAGCAAUACGCUGCUCUCUCUCUCUCAUGCGUAUCCUUCCCCUCACCAUUUGAAAGUGUGGGGACACCUAGACACCCAGAUUGAAGCCGGGUGACUCCUGUUGAGACUGGCCCCAAAAGAGGCAGGCUUGACUUCUUCCAGGUUGGAAGCCGAUAGUGGUCACGCUGGCAACCCCAGGAGAUGGACGGGGAGUCACUCAGCCAGAUCUGUCAUACCUGCUCCACUGUGCCCUCAGAGUCAUUGGAUAACCUCCAAAAAAAAGCUCCGCUCCUUCCUUCGUUUAUUAUCUGAUGCUUUACUUGCCCAGGUAUCUCCAAACGAGGUGCUAAAGUUGGCUUUCAUAGAAAAGAGGAAGCCCAAAGCCUUUAUACCAGUGUUGUCCAAACUUGACCACUUUAAGAUGAGUGGACUUCAACU
Python bivittatus (Burmese python) is the source of this 1402-nucleotide messenger RNA. NCBI's taxonomy places the organism in Eukaryota, Metazoa, Chordata, Lepidosauria, Squamata, Pythonidae. The record is from RefSeq and is a predicted model, not a curated record.